AUAUCUGAUCACAUGUACAGUAGCUGAUGUGUGUACAUCUGAUCACAUGUACAGUAGCUGACGUGUGUACAUAUCUGAUCAGAUGUACAGUAGCUGAUGUGUGUAUAUAUCUGAUCACAUGUACAGUAGUUGACGUGUGUACAUAUCUGAUCACAUGUACAGUAGCUGAUGUGUGUACAUAUCUGAUCACAUGUACAGUAGCUGAUGUGUGUACAUAUCUGAUCAGAUGUACAGUAGCUGACGUGUGUACAUAUCUGAUCACAUGUACAGUAGCUGAUGUGUGUACAUAUCUGAUCACAUGUACAUAUCUGAUCACAUGUACAGUAACUGACGUGUGUACAUAUCUGAUCACAUGUACAGUAGCUGACGUGUGUACAUAUCUGAUCACAUGUACAGUAGCUGAUGUGUGUACAUAUCUGAUCACGUGUACAGUAGCUGGCGUGUGUACAUAUCUGAUCACAUAUACCGUAGCUGACGUGUGUACAUUUCUGAUCAUAUGUACAGUAGCUGAUGUGUGUACAUAUCUGAUCACAUGUACAGUAGCUGACAUGUGUACAUAUCUGAUCACAUAUACCGUAGCUGACGUGUGUACAUAUCUGAUCAUAUGUACAGUAGCUGACGUGUGUACAUAUCUGAUCACCUGUACAGUAGCUGACGUGUGUACAUAUCUGAUCACAUGUACAGUAGCUGAUGUGUGUACAUAUCUGAUCACGUGUACAGUAGCUGGCAUGUGUACAUAUCUGAUCACGUGUACAGUAGCUGACGUGUGUACAUAUCUGAUCACAUGUACAGUAGCUGACAUGUGUACAUAUCUGAUCACGUGUACAGUAGCUGACGUGUGUACAUAUCUGAUCACAUGUACAGUAGCUGACAUGUGUACAUAUCUGAUCACAUAUACCGUAGCUGACGUGUGUACAUUUCUGAUCAUAUGUACAGUAGCUGACGUGUGUACAUAUAUGAUAUGAAACAAUUUAGCUCCAUUGUUAUG
Oncorhynchus mykiss (rainbow trout) is the source of this 988-nucleotide messenger RNA. The record is from RefSeq and is a predicted model, not a curated record. Lineage: Eukaryota; Metazoa; Chordata; Actinopteri; Salmoniformes; Salmonidae.